Molecule: messenger RNA, 2732 nt
Organism: Schistocerca cancellata (South American locust)
Lineage: Eukaryota; Metazoa; Arthropoda; Insecta; Orthoptera; Acrididae
Product: MYG1 exonuclease
Exons: 3
Coding region: 234-1367 (377 amino acids)
Cellular component (GO): nucleus; cytoplasm
Source: RefSeq, a predicted model, not a curated record
GCAGAGCUGCUCUCUAUUCCGGCGCGCGGAAUGUGUCUGCUAAUUUUCGUAGUUUCACCCGUUCUACCGCUAGAUGGCUGUCGCGCUAGACCAGUACCGUUUGCGGCGGAUAGUCGUGUAAUACCCAAAUACCGGCUUUAGUACACGACGACUACCCGUGUUAAAACUGAUUGCUGGGAGUGCUCAAAUAAAUACUUGAGUAAUGGGAAGAUGACAUUUCUCAAGGACAGUGAAUGUUGCCAUCAACACUGUUUGGUUCCAUCCAGAUUAAGCGCUUCUGUGUAGCGUACUGUUGUCAUUUUAGAUCUCGCCUUCACAGACUACACAUUUGUCAGAAAGGUAGAGCUGGUACACUUUCUGUUUCUAAUACACCUGGGAAAAUGUGUUCUGUGUCUAGACCAAGAAUUUGCACUCAUGAUGGAACUUUCCACUGCGACGAAGCUCUUGCUUGCUAUAUGUUGAAGAGAUUGCCGGAAUAUAAUGAUGCAAAAAUUGUCAGAACUAGAGAGGAAGCUAUUAUAAAAGAAUGUGAUGUUGUUGUUGAUGUUGGUGGUGUUUAUGACCCAUCAAAGCAUUACUAUGACCAUCAUCAGAGAAAUUUUGAUGAAAGUAUGAGUUCACUGUCUGAAAAGUAUAAGUGGAAAACUAAACUUAGCAGUGCUGGUCUUGUGUAUUUCCAUUUUGGCCAUAGAGUAUUGAAGAUAAUCCUAGACUCAACUGAUGACAAACUAAUAUCUGCUGUAUACGACAAGGUAUAUGAAUUCUUCAUUCAAGAAAUAGAUGGCAUUGAUAAUGGAGUACCUAUGUUCAACGGCGAACCAAGUUACAGAAUUUGUACCAACUUAUCAGCUCGUGUCGCAAGGUUAAAUCCAUUUUGGAAUGGUGUAAGUGACAGUGACAUAGAUAGAUUUAACGAAGCCUAUUGUCUUGUUGGAAAAGAAUUUGAAGACCACAUAAAAUAUUGGGCCCACGUUUGGUGGCCUGCUCAUGAUAUUGUUCGUAAGGCAGUAAAUAACCGUUAUGAGACACAUCCUUCUGGUGAGAUAAUGUUACUGUCAAAUGGUGGUUGCCCUUGGAAGGAUCAUCUCUUUGAGCUGGAAGAAAAGUUACACAUCGAGCCAACUAUAAAAUAUGUGCUGUUUCAAGAUCAAGCAGGGAAAUGGAGAGUCCAGGGUGUACCCAUUGCACCACAAAGCUUCGUGUGUCGCAAGUUCUUAUGUGAAGCUUGGCGUGGUUUGAGAGAUGAAGAGUUGAGUGUAAAAGCUGGGAUUGCAGGUUGUAUUUUUGUUCAUGCGACAGGUUUUAUUGGAGGAAAUAAAACAUACACUGGUGUUCUUGAAAUGGCUGCUAAGUCACUAACAGCUUAGCGUUUUCACAGUGUUUAAAAUGUCUGUGCAGUGAUAACAUUAAAGUACUAUGUACCAACCCAGUCAUUACCUUUGUAUGUAUGAUAACAUAUGGCAUUCAUCAAUUUUGUGUUGUAAAGAUUUUUUUUUCCAGCGGAUGCUACAUGGGCAUAAACAACCUGACCAGGGGUGUGUGUGUGUGUGUGUGUGUGUGUGUGUGUGUGUGUGUGUGUGUGUGUGUGUGUGUUUGGGGGGGGGGGGUAUUAGUCUUGCAGUGAAUGGUGAAAUAAUUUUGAAAUUUCAUGACAAAUGGAUCAAGUACCAGUUUUAAAAAUUGAAAUAUUUAGGUAAGUAUUAUUUGUACACCAAAUUAAAGGGGAAUCGGAAAUUUUCGAAAUUUGAACUGAAGCAGCUGUAGCUUUAGUGAACGAGGGUUCUUGGUAAAAUACAUAAGAUUAUUCAUUUACAGUGUGACUGCUUCUGUAACAUACAAUUUUUACAAGGUAAUAAUGGCCAGAAUCGAAGUAUCUCGCUAAAACAAUUUUAAUAGUUGAUGAUUAUGUUGUUUCAUGUACCUACACAUGUAAUAAAAUGAAGAAAUCCCACAAUGGUAGUAACUGUUAAAAUGACACUACGAAAGACUUAAAAAUGGGACUACACAGUAGACCAAUAAGUAAAUACCACUGUAUAAAAAAAUUUGACAGUGGCAUCACUAGAACUUUCAUCGCAUUUAGGAUCAUUAUUUCUGCCAAAACCAUUUAAGAUGCAGACUACAUUUCUACUUUAGUUGGUUUAAGAUUAUUGUCUACUGCUACAACUGCACAGUCUCCAUCACAUGGAGCCCAUAUUUUCUUAAAACAUCUAAGACUCAGACGGCGGUCUGGCCAUGAGGGCAGAAUGGACUGUUGCCUUCUAUGGUCAGCUGUGACUUAACGGAGACCGGACAGGGUGCAGCGAUCUAUUUGUUGAAUGUUGCUCAUUGUAAGUAAGUUAGGUGUUUUGCAGUAAAUAUAAGUACACAAAAGUCAAGCAAGUAGUUGCCUGAUAUAGUAAACAAGAAGACUAUGAUGACUUUCACUUUCUUUGCAAGGAAGACUGUUUCCUCGGUUAUUUCGUAUAUCUCAUGAACCGUGGGAACUGUUACAUAGGUUCAUAGAGUGGAAAAUCUUAUCUAGCUACAGUUGUGCAUAAUUAAUUGUCUUAUCAAAAUAUACAAAGUGAAAAUAGACAUCUGAGAAUUUUAUUAAAUAUUUGCCAGAAUAAUAAUGUAUUAUUACUAUGUACAAGCCUACUCAGCAUAGGAAUAAUCACAAUCUGAAAUAUGCAUUUAUGCAAGUAUACACUUAUUUCUAAAUAUACAGAAUAAAUUAUUACUGCUUUGAUUCA